Messenger RNA from Amoebophrya sp. A25, 3450 nucleotides. The record is from the annotation of a GenBank genome assembly. Lineage: Eukaryota; Dinophyceae; Syndiniales; Amoebophryaceae.
GUGGACCGUUGCCGAAGAGGUUCUUUGCGAUCCGCGACAAAACCCCUGGUGCCGAAACGGAACUGGGCAAAGCGCUCACGCUGGAGAAACAGCGGGCGAAAACAUUAGGUCUGAAGCACACACAGAGGAUGGCAGCUAUUCGAGAGAAGAUUCGUCAUGGUUUUACGAAACUUGCCGUGUAUGACGCGACGGCCAAUGGAGAACGCCAUAUCGUAAUGCAGGAACAGAUCAAGGAAGAGGAGAAGCGUCGUCAAAAGGCAAAUAAACAGAGGCAGGCUGAAUUGAGGUUAUGGGCAAAGUGGUUUCGGUCUAUAGCUGUAGAUACUUCGGCUUACUCGUCAAGUAAGGUGUUCUGGUCGUCUUUCACAAUUUAGGAAAAUAAGUAAAAGAUCAUAGGAGUAUGUGCAAGACCAAGUAACUUUUUCUAACCUCUGCCAGCGACCCAACAAAAGCCUCGAAAGAAGCACCAGAAUCAGAUUCGACCGACACCGAUGUGGAACAGCGUAUCGCUUUGCUUGGCGCAAAUGCUGUACCCGCUGCUCCAUCUGCAGGCCUUAUGUCAGCGAUUCGUGGAGUAUCCGAUAUCGAAAUCACCACUGGUGGCGAGGAUGACAGCAUAAUUCCAGUAAGACAAGCUACUUCGCACGUUGCAAAGGUCGGCUCCGUAGUAUCUUCAUCCAACAUCAAGAAUACAUCAACGACCGCUAUUGCUCCACAAGCAUCUUCUCCAGAAAAGAAAACUACUGCAGCUCGACCGGCUGCCGACAGUCGAGGCGACGACCAAAUGGCUAAGUGGAUAUCGGAAUUCACGAAGCUGCCACGCCGGAUCAUGAUGCUAUUGGAGGCGGAGAAGGAGGCGAGACAGGCAGUGGCUGACCGGGAUCGGGAAGAGCAGACGCGCGAACGUGAACGACGAAAGAAGAUGCAGUCGAACGAUGUGGCGUUGGAUUGGUACAACAUUUUUUUUUUUUGUAUCGGGUCCAUAUACGAGGUGCACGUUGGUACUGAAAUCUACUCAUCGACCACUCGAAGUCGUUAUGUUGGUUUGCUUGUUGUUGACUUUCGUGUCUGCUCGAUUGCUUGUUUGGACCUUGACUCGGGCCUGGCCUAUUUGGUUUGGUGCCUUUCGGUUUGCUUCUCAUACUUUUGUAUUGUGCUUUCGUCGUUCUUGUGUUCUGAUCGGUCUUUUAUAUGUCACCUCCGCGUCUGUUCCUUACUCCCUGGUCCUCUGCAGUCGAACGAUGUGGCGUUGGAUUGGUACAACAUUUUUUUUUUCUUUGAUUUACCAAUCCAACGCCACCUUGAAGGUCGUCAACUUAGAAGUCCAUCAUCCUCCACCUCCUACCCCCUACAUCAACAAUAAACACAACAGGUUCGAUUACGUUGCACAGAGUAACAAGAGUCCUACCGUACUGCUGCGCAGGCCAGUGUACGAAGUUGCGACAGGAGGCACUAGUACGGACGCUGUGCAGAGGGAGUUUGACAGACAAAAGCAAGACUUCCAAGACACUCGUGCCGCACUCCGCAAAGCUUUGUUUGCGUCUAGUGAUCCCAGUGAACGACGCUUCGCAGUGAAAGUACUGGAGUCGGUCAUCCCAGUAGACUUAGGCCCUGCCGAAUUGCAGCAGGUCAUCUACGCACAGCGCAGAUCCUUAGCUGCUUUCGAACGCCGUACCUGGAAUUUGAAGCGCGACUUGGGACGUCAGACCUUCGAGUUGAACCGCUUGAAAAAACGAUUCUCAAAAAUCUCGAACCCAUUUGAGGAAGAUGGCGGCGAUGAAGGAGGCUUCAACAACAGCGAGGACAAGCCAGUCGCCGUCAUGAACACAGACACAGGGUUGCGUCAGGAAUUGGACGUUUCUCGGGAUGAAGACAGCGACGACGAGGACGAAGACAAAGUCGAAACCAUCUAUGAGCAGUUCAAGCAGAACUUCUAUGCCGGUGAGUGGGGCGACGCUCUACGCAACGUGAAGGAAGUUUCGAGGCAGAAACUUGUGGUGCCGAAACAGGACUGGAAGACGAAGAAAGUGAAGGAACUGUCGCGGGCUUUGAAGGUAGACCGGUUUACGAUGCUGGUGAUGUGGGACAUGUUCGAAGAAGUGGAUGAAGAUGGAUCCGGCCUGAUCGAACUGGGCGAAUUCCAUCAGAUGCUGAAAAAAAUCUACCGCGAUAAUUCGCUGGAUUUGAAAGUUAUGAUGCUAGUAAACCCGAGUAGUUGCUAGUACUUCGAAGAACAAUCCACUAAGGAGAUGAUUCCGAGCUGAUCGUUUCUACUUAUCUUGCAGAUCAAGCACAUCAACAUUCUGCUUUCUAUAAUGGGUGUACGUAUCUUAGAUACGAAGAGCCUCUUGUAAAAAUCUACCGCGAUAACUCACUCGAUUGGAAAGUUAUGAUGAGGACUUGAAAGUCUUGUAACCCAAGAAACCCAGCAAAGUAUCCCCACACAAGAACCCCCCUCUAACAUCAUCGCAGAAAACCUAUUCCGAAAUUUCGCACCUCAGGGAAGCAUGAACGUUAUCGACUUUUUCAACUUCGCGAAGUACAAUGGCCUAAUGGCCACAGACAAGAAGGCGAAAAUGGACAAUAAGGCAAAGGAUGCUGCUGCGAAGAAGAAGUAAGUCUGUAAGUCGGAAAGUGAAGUAAGAGUAAGUGGCACCUAGUAGGGUUGAGGACUUCUUGAAAGUAGUUAGGUAAGCUGUAAGUAUAAAGAUAUCUAGAAAAAUCUCCAUCAUCAUCAAUGUAUUCGAAAUAUUGCUUGACUCAUAUCAGUUCAUAAUAUACAUCUCCUACUCAGGAAUACUUGAUAAUUGGAAGAGAUAACUAUGCAACUAUAUCAAAAACUAUCGCAAGACCACAUAUCGUCAGCAUAAUAGUAAUUUUACUAAAAAUAGAUGAAAUAUCUCAUCACGUAAACAUCACAUUGCUUUUCUCCAGAAUACAGAACGACUGACUCAAUAGGCAAAUAGAUACUACUAAGCAUUCUUCCUGUAACUAAGAUUAAUUGUCAACAUACUUCUACAAAGUAAAAGAUAGCAAAUUCAAACUCGGAACUACAGAAUAAGAAUAUUCAAAGUUAUCGGAUCUAAGAUCAGCAAAAUACGUACUAGUACAUCCAAGAUCUAUUUUGAAAGGUCGAAAUCGUUACAGCCAGUAAAUGAACAGAACAUCAAAUUCUUUCAUAGUGUAGAGUAUACCAUUGCUCUUGGGGGUUUCCUCUCUGAUUGUCGUGAAUAGAUUCUAUCAAUAUCCAAAGCCUUAAAUUGUACAAAUCAUCGUUUACUUGGCAAGUAGUCGUUCUCUGGGGGAUAGGACUAAGAGUACCUCUACCUCGAUGAUCGACCUAUAAUUGAUGGAAAAAUCUCCUUUCAUGUUUCCUCGUAUGGAGAAAGCGAGACCGUGGCUGCGGCGGCGAACCCAUGAAUAAUGAAUCAUGAGACCAUCGGGUUUUAU